Molecule: messenger RNA, 936 nt
Organism: Xyrauchen texanus (razorback sucker)
Lineage: Eukaryota; Metazoa; Chordata; Actinopteri; Cypriniformes; Catostomidae
Product: zinc finger CCHC domain-containing protein 18-like
Exons: 1
Coding region: 1-936 (311 amino acids)
Molecular function (GO): nucleic acid binding; zinc ion binding
Source: RefSeq, a predicted model, not a curated record
AUGAUACUUGGCUCCAGUGUUGAGCUUGUUCUGAAAGACCCUGGUUUAUCUGAUCUGCAUGUGUCCAGGAAGAUAGUGGACAGUCUUUUGCCACCUGCAGCUGAUAUCAUAAAACAUCUAAGCCCUGAAGCUCCAUCCUCAGCUUACCUUCAGUUGCUAGAUUCUGCUUUUGGCAUUGUUGAAGAUGGGGAUGAACUCCUAGCAAGAUUUAUGAAUACUCUCCAGGACGCCGGUGAGAAACCAUCCGCUUACCUGUAUAGAUUGCAGACAGCCUUGAGGGUGACUAUCAAAAGAGGUGGUAUUACUCCUGAUGAGGCAGACCGGCACCUUCUCAAGCAGUUUUGUAGAGGCUGCUGGGAUAAUGAUUUGAUUACUGAUCUGCAGCUAGAGCAAAAGCGCAACCGUCCCCCUUUUGCGCAGUUUCUGCUCAUGCUACGCACAGAAGAGGACAAGCAUACAGCAAAGGUCACUCGUAUGAAGCAGCAUCUUGGGUCUUCUAAACAGAGAGCUCUGAUGCAUUCCCAACGAACGUGGGUCUCUGCAGAACCUGAGAAAAGAGAAGUUCCAGGAGUGGUUUCACUUGCCACUGAAACACAAGAGCUCAAGAAACAGAUUGCUAAGCUACAAAGUCAGUUAACCAAUCUUAUGACCAAACCAAAAACCCAGAAGAAAUUCCCACUGCAAGAAGCAGCAGACAAACAGUACAAAACGAAGGUAGGAACUGCCGGUAAUGUGAGUGCGAAUCCAGUCAAUAAGAAACCAACAGGCAGGCCGAGGCCAUGGUACUGUUUUACAUGUGGCGAGGAUGGCCACGUUGCAUCUUCUUGUACUUCUGAACCUAACCCUGCACUUGUCAUUACCAAACGCAAGCUCCUAAAAGAGAGGCAGCUUCAGUGGGACGCUCAGAACCCCACACCCAACCUUGAUUUAAACUAA